Molecule: messenger RNA, 231 nt
Organism: Schistosoma rodhaini
Lineage: Eukaryota; Metazoa; Platyhelminthes; Trematoda; Strigeidida; Schistosomatidae
Source: the annotation of a GenBank genome assembly
UCGAUGAUUAUCUCGAUCACAGCUUCAAAGUCACUUUCUGAAUUGGAAGUUUUAUGGAUUCCAAGUAGUUGGAUUAUUACAUUGGGAAUCACGUUACUGACUUUAUUAUUCGGCAGAUUAAAACGAUUCGAUAUACAAAGAUCUUUAUAUACAUUCUUUACUGCUAUAUUCACUUUACAAGCAGCAGUUUAUAUAGUUCUCACUGUAUUGAAUCAUUUUAGUUGCUAUAAU